UGAACACUAGCAGAGCAUUCCUUCUGGGCACAGUGACAAGACUAUAGCUGGAUAUGCUAUUAUUUUAGAGGAAACGGGAAAAUUCUAAAAAUAGGAGAUUCAUUACACCUGGUUCUUUAAGCUCACCCCUCUGCUCACGUUAUGUCCAAGAUCCCUGGGAAGAUUGGGAAGAAAAGCCCAACUAAAAAGGCUGCAGAAAACUACAGUUUGCUUAAUGUACAUAGCCACCAUUAAUACUGCCAGCUAUGGAUGAUACAUUACAACUUGGUUCCAGGAUGACAGAAUAAUAGAAAAGGCUUCAAAAGAAGACUGUUAUUUAAAAGAAAACUUGCUGUAUAUUUGUUUCUAAGAUAGAUGGGCAGCAAAAUUAAAUGAGAGUGCAGAGAGGCUGGAAAAAAUAGAGGAUAUUUAUACCUAGAAAUGAGUGUGCUAAUGAAUGCCACAGUCCCUGUCUUACAUUUAUGAAUGAAAGCAGUAUAUAUGUGGACAUUCUUACAAUUAUUUCAACUCAAGAUUUGCUGCAGGGGUCCAGCAAUGCCAAUUAAAAGCAUGCAUUGCUGGACCCCACUAUCUAACAUUUUAUUUUUAGACAAUUAAUUUUCUGUUCUACAUUCUCAUAUUUAUAUUUUGUGAACGUUUUACAUCAAACAUUUUUAAUACUAACUCUGACUCUAGUGAGCUGCAAAAAUAGGAGAGGAAUCAUCAAAGUGAAGCAAUGUGUUCAUCUGUCAUGGGUGAUGACCUUAAGGAUUCCAUGGCCACUUGCUGGAGAACUAUCCUUUAUAAUGUACUCAUUGGCGUUGUCCUUGUUCUGAUAAUUAUUAUGACCAUAUGUGGCAAUGUGGUGGUUUGCCUGGCUGUAGGCUUUGAUCGCAGACUCCGGAGCAUGACAAACUGUUUUAUUGUUUCUCUGGCUAUUACAGACUUACUACUUGGUAUUUUGGUGCUACCCUUCUCAGCUUUGAACCUGUUGCAAGAAGAAUGGCCUUUUGGAGCUACUUUUUGCAAUAUUUACACCAGCUUGGAUGUUAUGCUGUGUACGGCUUCUAUUUUAAAUUUGUUCAUGAUCAGCCUGGACAGGUACUAUGGUGUCACCGCUCCUCUUCAGUAUUCAAUAUUUGUUACUCCAGGCCGGGUGGCAAUUGCGAUGGGGGUGAUUUGGGUGGUAUCACUCAUGGUUUCCUUUCUUCCCAUCCACUUGGGUUGGAAUACAAAAGACAAAACAAUCCAAAACUCUAGGGAUGAUGAUAACAAGGAAUGUACAUUUGAGUUGAACAAAGAGUAUGUCUUAGUAGAUGGCUUACUCACAUUCUACCUCCCAUUAUUUAUCAUGUGUCUCAUGUACUACAGAAUUUUCAAAAUUGCAAGGGAGCAAGCCAAAAGGAUUAAUCACACAAACUGUAGCAAUGCUGUAAGCCCCACACUACCCACCGUCAGAGAACAUAAAGCCACUGUGACUUUGGCAGCUGUGAUGGGUGCAUUCAUCAUCUGCUGGUUCCCUUAUUUCACUGUGUUUACGUACCAAGGAGUGAAUGACACUGAAGUGGAUGAGACAGCCUUUCUAAUUGUGCUGUGGUUAGGCUAUGCCAACUCAGCUCUCAACCCAAUAUUAUAUGCGGCUCUGAAUAGGGACUUUCGCACUGCAUAUCAGAGGUUAUUACAUUGUCGACGAGUUGGACCACUGAGCCAUGAGACGCCUCUGACAUUGCUUCAUAUUCGUCGGUCUGGGGAGAGGACACCACAAGAAAUGCAAAAUAUUCCAGAAGAGAAGUCACAUAAAAUACAAGAGACAAAUGGGAAAGAAGGAAGUCCAUUCAUUCGAAACACAGCAGAGAGGGAUCCACCCAGACUGUGCAAUAAAUGUGUGGAUGUCAUGAGUUGCAGAAGAGGACUCUGGUUGCUUAACUUCUUCCCAAAGCAGAGCAUAAGGACAUCUGUGUUUAAAGACACUUCAGCUGAAACUCCUGAUGUAAUACAGAUGCCAAAGUCUGGAAUUGUGUUGUCGUCUUCACACUUCCCUGACACUAUAUUUUCGGAAUACACCUGAAAUAAAAGACUUGUUUGAACUGCUGAGCAACAUGAUGCCAAUUCCUUGCCUGAAUUCUGACUUAGCUAGGUCAUUGAGAAAAAGGACAGUGGGUAUUUUAUAAUGGGUAUUUAUGCCAACAUUUGGUUGAACUUGCACAUAUUUGUAAAUCCUUGCAAAAAAAAAAAAACUGCAUAGGACAUAGAAAUCUAUUCAUUUCAUUCACUUUAUUUUGGCUACAAAUUGUAAUGUUUUGCUAUGGGUAAUAAUUGAACACUGGGAAUAUGAUUUAUCAGAUGUAAAUUAUAAUAUAAAAUAUAGCCAGGGCCAAUAAUUCCCUAACUUCAUGAGCCGAAAUAAUAAGAUGUGUGUUGCCUCUUUGAAAGUGCUCAUGUGGCCAGUAUUCCAGUCCAUGGUUCCCCAUCACUCAGUGCUCAGCUACAUACAGUUCUCUUUCAUCAUAUCUACAACCUAUUUCCUGAGGUCCUGCAGGAAAAGUACCAAGAAUGUACCAUUUUAUGGUGCACUGAAUAUUUGCAGAAUUACAUUCCAAAACAGUGGUGCUGUCAACGAUCAUUAACAAAUUCAUGUCCCA
Pelobates fuscus (common spadefoot toad) is the source of this 2621-nucleotide messenger RNA. It is a transcript of the gene HRH2, whose product is annotated as histamine receptor H2. NCBI's taxonomy places the organism in Eukaryota, Metazoa, Chordata, Amphibia, Anura, Pelobatidae. The coding region runs from base 716 to 2047 and encodes 443 amino acids. The record is from RefSeq and is a predicted model, not a curated record. Gene Ontology annotation, cellular component: dendrite; plasma membrane. Gene Ontology annotation, biological process: gastric acid secretion; positive regulation of vasoconstriction; G protein-coupled receptor signaling pathway, coupled to cyclic nucleotide second messenger. Gene Ontology annotation, molecular function: histamine receptor activity; G protein-coupled serotonin receptor activity; neurotransmitter receptor activity. The transcript is spliced from 3 exons.